Messenger RNA from Penicillium concentricum, 2865 nucleotides. Its product is annotated as ATP-binding protein. The transcript has a single exon. Gene Ontology annotation, cellular component: mitochondrial outer membrane. The coding region runs from base 1 to 2865 and encodes 954 amino acids. Lineage: Eukaryota; Fungi; Ascomycota; Eurotiomycetes; Eurotiales; Aspergillaceae. The record is from RefSeq and is a predicted model, not a curated record. Gene Ontology annotation, molecular function: ATP binding; ATP hydrolysis activity.
AUGUAUUCGUCAAUGCAACAAGUCCGGCUGUCGGUCGCACGUCCUUGUCGAUUUGUUGCUCGCCGCCGCUAUUCCGCACCGUUGUCCGCGCGACGAUUCCAUCUGUCACGAACAUGGCUCGCAUCACCGUCCCAAGACCCUCACGAUGCCGCGUCUACAGCGCCAGGGAAUGCUGUGGAAGAUCCUUCCCUCAAAACUGAGAAUAUCUCCGACAAUGGCACGCCGGCGACAUCUCCCUCCGCCGAGUCGGCCAAGUCGAUCACCAAAACCUACGGGUCUGCUGUACGUAGAGCGAUGCGAAACCGAAAGUCCGCGCAGCAGACUUCCACAUCAACGACGACCGUUCCUGCGUGGUUCUACGAGCACAAUAAGGUGUCUCACAGCUCCGGGGACCGCCCUAUACAAUCACUACAACAGGUUACGAUAACUAAGUCGGUGUCACAAAAGGAGCCCGAGGAGGUUCAAAGUGAAAUUCAGGCUUCGGGGGGAGAUUCCGACCCAUCUGCAUCCAGUGAACCACCGGCAGCAUCAGAGAAUCGGUAUGCGGUGGCCGAGGAAUCAUGGGAAGAGCUGCGGGCCUCCGUCAAAGCAGGCUUGCGGUUACCACCUGCGAAAUUUGCCAAAGAGCCUUCGGUGAAGAAGUCGCAUCUGGCGCUACACUACCCGGGUACUGAUGGCAUACCAUUUUUAGACGCGGUGGUGAAGAAGCUUGUCCAUGAGUUGGGCACUGACCUGGUGACCCUUAAUGCCCAGGACAUUGCACAAUUGUUCAGCGAGCAAGAUCUCGCAGAUGUCGGGGUAACUUCGCCCAUUCGAUCUCUCGGUUAUGAUGUAUAUCGACAAUCCGUCCCAACUUCAUGGUCGGAACUUGAAGACCCCGAAGGAGAGGGCGAGGAUGACGUGGCGGAAAUUGGAGGUCCCCGUGGUAUGCGCGGCGAUAUCGGCACACCUCGUUUCAUCACAAUCGAGAGCAGCAAAGAGGCGGGUGAUAUCCCGCUUCCCAACUGGCUUGGGCUGAAAACCCUCCUGGGGGGAUCUAUCAAUGGUCAAACGGAUCCGGAUCCCGGGGCCGGCGCCUCACGAAGUGGCCAGCGCGCUGAAAAUCGGUGGAUUCAACUAGUCAACGAGCUCCUUGGCGCACCAAGUCAACCAGCACCAGCAUUGGCAGUCCCCAAUGGAACAACAGAAAUUGCCGAAACGAAGGCUUUGCCAUCUCGAGACAUCAUUAUGCAUAUCCAGGACUACCGUGACAUUCAAAACAGCCGAGAGGGGUCCAAAUUCAUUUCACUCUUGCACAAAGUUAUCCAAGACCGGAGAGGGGCAGGGUCCAAGAUUCUGUUGAUCGGAACUACCUCGCAGGAAAUCCACCACUCGCCCUCACAAGAUGGUGCUGGUCUGCUGCAAAAUGUCCUCGAUGAUCAGUUCUCGAAGACCUUGUUCAUUACCCCUGCCAUGAGCUCGAAAGACGCCGAAAAGGUCUUCGCAGAAGACCGAAAGAAGCGCACGAUGGACAUUAAUAUUCGCCACCUGCAGAGCAUGCUUCGCUUCCGAUUACAUGAACAGGCUCUGCCUGUAAAAGACAACAUUCUGAGCGACCGCGCUUGGCCGCUGGAACCUUCAACUAUCAAAGAAUCAGGAAUCCAAGAUCGGUACUGGUCGUACAAUCAAGUGCAUUGGAUUUCUACCCUUGCACUUGGCUGCGCUGAAGCCAAUGAGCCCCUUGGGGUUGAGCACAUCCGACGUGGAAUCGAGCUCAUGGAUAAAAGCGACCGAGUCACUAACGAAUGGCUGAAAGAGAAGUCGCCUAAGCAGAAAGAUUCGGAAGUGGGACAGACCAGAGAGCAGCUGAUCAGCUCUUUGCGCAAAACGUGUAACACGCACGAGAAGAAGCUGCUUAACGGCGUAGUUGACGCAAAAAGCAUCCGAACCACAUUCAACGAUGUGCAUGUGCCUCCCGAGACCAUCGAAGCUCUGAAGACCCUGACUUCCCUCUCACUCAUCCGCCCCGAGGCAUUCACAUACGGUGUCCUCGCCACCGACAAGAUUCCCGGCCUUCUCUUAUACGGACCUCCAGGUACCGGUAAAACGCUCCUCGCCAAGGCCGUAGCCCGCGAGAGCGGAGCAACAGUCCUUGAAGUCAGCGGUUCUGAAGUGUACGACAUGUACGUCGGCGAGGGCGAGAAGAACGUGAAAGCGAUUUUCACCCUUGCCAAGAAGCUCAGUCCGUGUGUGGUCUUCAUCGACGAGGCAGAUGCCAUCUUCUGCUCACGCACCGGAGCCAGCAGCCGCACCUCCCACCGCGAACUGAUCAACCAGUUCCUGCGCGAGUGGGACGGCAUGAACGACCUCUCAGCAUUCAUCAUGGUCGCCACAAACCGACCCUUCGAUCUGGAUGACGCUGUCCUCCGCCGUCUUCCCCGCCGUCUACUAGUCGAUCUGCCAACCGAGGAAGACCGCGAAGCAGUCUUGAAAAUCCACCUGAAAGAGGAACAACUCGAACCCUCCGUCGACCUUGCUGAACUCGCCAGACGCACACCUCUGUAUUCUGGUUCUGACUUGAAGAAUCUGUCGGUGGCGGCUGCACUAGCCUGCGUUCGCGAGGAGAAUGACGCGGCGGCUAAGCACACCGGUGACGAGCCAUAUAGCUACCCGGAGCGCCGCAUUCUGACUCGUACGCAUUUCGAGCGCGGAAUGGAAGAAAUAAGCGCGUCGAUUAGUGAGGAUAUGUCCUCGCUGUCGGCGAUUCGGAAGUUCGACGAGCAAUAUGGUGAUCGGAAGGGUCGUCGCCAGAAGAGUCCUGGGUGGGGAUUCAUUCCCGGUGCUAGUGGUGAAGCUUCGGCUGAUUCGGCGCGCGUUCGGACCUGA